Cucumis melo (muskmelon) is the source of this 1050-nucleotide messenger RNA. Its product is annotated as LOB domain-containing protein 20. The coding region runs from base 149 to 823 and encodes 224 amino acids. Lineage: Eukaryota; Viridiplantae; Streptophyta; Magnoliopsida; Cucurbitales; Cucurbitaceae. Gene Ontology annotation, biological process: positive regulation of DNA-templated transcription; hormone-mediated signaling pathway. Gene Ontology annotation, cellular component: nucleus. The transcript is spliced from 2 exons. The record is from RefSeq and is a predicted model, not a curated record.
GAGACUAUUGCUUCCCCUUCUCUUUCUCUCUUCCGUUUUAUUUCCAUUACUUUUUCUUUAAUCUUAACCUUAUCAUUAUUAAUUCAACCAAAUAUAACAUAGUAAUCCCUCUAAUAUCCUUUUUUUAAUUCCCUUCCAUGCACAUUACAUGGCCGACGCCGACCAACUCCCCCGCCGGAAACCCCUUGGGAAUAAGCGCGCCAAUAGAGACCCCGAUUCCGCCACCGUCACGGCUCCUUGUGGCGCAUGCAAGUUUCUCAGGAGAAAAUGUAUCAAUGGUUGUAUCUUUGCGCCACAUUUCGCCUCGGAUCAGGGUGCUGCACGUUUCGCUGCUGUGCAUAAGGUCUUUGGAGCUAGCAACGUGUCGAAGCUGCUGCUGCAUAUUCCGGUCAGCCGUCGAAACGACGCUGUUGUCACUAUUUCUUAUGAGGCUCAGGCCAGACUGUCCGACCCUGUCUAUGGCUGUGUCUCUACUGUUCUUGCCCUACAACAACAGGUAGCAUCUCUUCAGGCGGAGCUUGCGGCGGUUCAAGCUCAAUUGAUAAACAGCAGGUUGGCAUUUGCAGCUGCAGUUCAAAACUCACAGCCAUCCCAAGUCGGAGUUCUGCAGCCAGCUUACUCUAACAACUCCUCCAUCUCCGUCUCCGCCUCUACCUCCACUCAUAAUGCAAUCAACUUGAGUAGUUUUGCUUCCAAUUAUGACCUUCCUACUGAGACUGCCCCGUCUUCCCAUCACUUAGAGCCUCUUCACUUCCCCCACCGCCCAAUCGACGAGGAGGAAGACGAGGAAAAUAGCCAGUUGCCAGCUAUCUUUGCUGAUUAGGACCCUUUUUACCUUUGUUCAGGAUUGGGGAAGAAUAACAUCAAAGUGAUUUUCCAUAAAUUUCCCUGCUAACUAUAAAAUAGAAUCAAUGUAGGAGGAAAAAAAUACCGACCGAAUCAAAAUUUUCAACUUUAACAGUAAGGAUGCAAUCGUGCACUGCACAGUGUGAAACAGGAAGGAAAAAAAGAUAAAAACUAAUAAAACUAGUUAAUCCAAUCACUUUGAAG